Molecule: messenger RNA, 939 nt
Organism: Daucus carota subsp. sativus
Lineage: Eukaryota; Viridiplantae; Streptophyta; Magnoliopsida; Apiales; Apiaceae
Product: protein VACUOLELESS GAMETOPHYTES-like
Exons: 2
Coding region: 1-939 (312 amino acids)
Source: RefSeq, a predicted model, not a curated record
AUGAGUCUAACAAUAGAGCAUUUUAGCCACCCAAAACACUCGCUAGUGCUAAAAGAGUCUGAUGUUAUUGCAGAUGAUGCUAGAUGCUAUGUUUGUAACACCUCUGUUAUAGCCUCUGUUACUUAUACUUGUAGUCGUAGCAGUGGCAAUGCUGAGUGUGAAGGUUUCUAUCUCCACAAGACUUGUGCAGAAUUACCCACUUCAAUUCAUUUCCAUAAGCACAACCAACACCCCCUUGUUCUACUCAAACGCCCUGAUAAUUACUCUUGUGAUGCUUGUGGUCAGGAUGUCAAGUUCUCUUACGCGUGCGAUGAUUGUCGAUUUGAUGCGUGUUUGAUUUGUGCUUUUCAACAAAGAGUGCUUCAUCACCAAGGUCACCCUGAGCACCCACUCACAUUGAUGCCCAGAAAAUUCUCUUUUACGUGUGAUGCUUGUUAUGAAAAAGCUGAAGACUCUUGUUAUGUAUGCAUCACCUGUGACUUGUGCAUCCACAAGGAAUGCGCUCUUUCUCCAUUCACUAUCCCAGCCCCUGCUUUUCACCAUCAUCCUCUCCAUCUUAUCUACUCUGUUCCUACAAUGCAUCGUUAUUUUGACAGCAACUGCAACAUCUGUCGGAAACGAGUUCAUAGAAGAUUCUGGAUGUAUUAUUGUCAUAAAUGCACAUUUUUUGUGCAUAUGAGAUGUGCGACAUCCUCACCCACAUCGUCUUCUCUAAAUGAGAUUGAAGAAGAGGGCAGUCUUAAUGAUGAACCUGAUUUGAUAGAGCUUCCACUGCAGAGUGAGGAAUCGCUAUUUGAUCUCAUAAUAUCCCAGUGCUGCAAGCUCCAAUUCCAGUAUCAAGGUAAAAACAAAAACAGUACUGCUAUAUCAACAGCUCCUGAUCCUCCCAUAAUUAAUGAACACUGGAGUCAUAAGGAGCAUCCAAUAGUGCGGUUCUAA